AUGUAUUCUCACCGACUCUGUCACCUUUUGGUCGUGGCCAUCUCGCUGCUCUGCCUCGCGCAGGCCUCGUGGCCCAGCUUCAGCCUCUUCGGUCGUCUCCUCCUCGUCCCUAGGCAGGCCGUGAGCGCUGGCGAUGCUUCCAACUCUGCCUCAUCCGCUGCCGCCGCUUCUGGUUCCGACGACGUCGCGAGCCCGUCGCCGUCCUCUCCCCCCAGCAAGCCUUUGACGAGCGAGGCCCCUGUUUCGGCCCCUGCCGAGACGUCGCCUUCACGCCCCGCUCCGCCUGCGCAAACGUCCAUCCGGGUGCCUCAGACCAGCAGACCGGCGUCGCCCGCGUCCCAAUCCCGUGUUGAACCAGCUGCCACGUCGGCAGCCGCGGCCUCGUCCUCGGCAGAGAAGCAGCCCGAAAGCCCUUCUUCCACGUCUCAGCCUACAUCAACCUCCGAUGCAGCCGAGAGCAGUGCUUCCACGUUCACGCCCGUGGUGUCCACCUCGAUCGAAAUCAUCACCAUGACGAAUAGCGAUGGCUCCACGACGGUUUCGACGUCGACGUCGAGGACUACAUCCACGCCCGUGUUGAACUCGGGGGGCGCCGACCAGACGUCCGGGAUGACGCCCAAGACUCGCAACACUAUCAUCGGCGUGGUUGUCGGUGUCGGCGGCGCCAUCGCGCUCGGCGCUUUGGGCUUCGUGGCUUGGCGAAUCUGGGGACGCAAGAAAAAUUCCGAGGAGAACGACGGCCUCAUGGACUACGACAUGACGGUGACGGGCAUUGAGAAGCCUGAGCCGGGCAGCUCUGCCGGCCCGGGCCCGCGAAGCCCUUUCCAGUCGACCUUGGAGAACUAUCACCAGCCGACACAAGUAAAUGCGUCGUCCAACUUUUGA
Messenger RNA from Hirsutella rhossiliensis, 885 nucleotides. Its product is annotated as mid2 like cell wall stress sensor domain-containing protein. NCBI's taxonomy places the organism in Eukaryota, Fungi, Ascomycota, Sordariomycetes, Hypocreales, Ophiocordycipitaceae. The transcript has a single exon. The record is from RefSeq and is a predicted model, not a curated record. The coding region runs from base 1 to 885 and encodes 294 amino acids.